AUUUUCCUCAGAAACUUGAGACUGCAGGAUCGGUGAUCACCUCCCGCUACAAUAAUGAAUUACUUCUGUAAAGAAGAGCCUGAGAAGAGCAGGAUGGAUGAAGAUCCUCCUAAGCCAAAAACAGAAGAUCAUGGACAUGGUUUUAAAUUCCGUUAUGAAAGCAAGGUUAUAACCAUCACCUGUAAGGCACCCAUGAGCCUUCUGGAAAGACUUCAAGAGAACUUUUUUUUUAAAGCCAUUUGUAAGAAAAAGCAGGAGAAGAAGGAGCUGGUGAUCCAAAGAUCUCAGGCACCAAGAGGAGCGGUGAGCCCGGACUUGCCCUGCUGUCUGAUUAAUGAAGACGAGAUCCUAAAAAUCUUCUUCAUUAAGUCAGAAGGAAACAGGGUUACAGGGCCGAGGCCCAAACUUACUCGUUCUGUAAUGACCAGAGAGGACUUGGUUACCUUUUACAUCAGGACCAGGGGAGAUGAACAUAUCCGCAAGACGAUGAGAAACAACGAGUUAAAGAAAACUGUGGAUUAUGUUUGUGUUUAUGCAUUUAAAGGGGAGAAAGUGAAAACGGCACUAAAGCGAGAUGGCCGAUUUGUUGGUGUGGUUUUUAAGAAUUGUGCGCUCUCGGAGGAAGGGUCGGGGAACAUCACUGUUAUGUCAGAACCGGUGGACCUUAUGGAUGGGAAGCAGUUCCAGGUUAUUAGGGGUAAAGACUUCCAGACUGAGAGCCAGGAGUCCAGUCAGGAGUACAGCCAGGAGAGUGAAACAGUGAAGACCGAAAGCUGUGAGGAUCCUGGCACUUCUCAUUCAGAAAGUACCAAGCAAGAGUCCACCAACGGUCAUGAGAAAAAACCUCAAACUCCACAGAAAGAGAAGAAAUCCAAAAAAGGUCCAAAUCUAAAAGAGAUACCAGACACACAGGAAAUCCUGAAGCUGCUGCGAGAUCAAUUCAAAGGUUUGCUGGAGACACUGAAAGAGCGAGAGAAUCUGAAAACCACCUCAGGACUACAAAAGUUCUUCAGAGAGGAGUUUAAUAAUAAGGUUCGCAUCUUCAAGAAGGUGAAAAUAAUAAAAGAGUUGAUGUGUUUGUCCAACAAUGUUUGCCAGAUACGAGAUGAUGGUGGUGUAUGUGGGACGGGGUUCCUACUCUUUGACAGGUUCAUCCUCACCAGUGCUCAUGUUGUUAAGACUGAUUGGGAGGGCAGAAACGUGGCAGCUGUUUUUGGGUUUGAGGAGUUACAGAUGGGGGUGAUGAUAAGUUUAAAGGAACUUGUUGCUUACAGGAAAGGGUUGAAUGAAAUGGGAAAUUAUCUGGAUUUUGCUUUGAUGGAACUGGAGUCACCUAAUAAUUUAGAACUUCCUGAAUUACUUAGCCGCUGCUGGGACCCACCCGCUGGGGGGAGGGGGGUCUGCAUAGUUGGACAUCCAGGAGAAGAAGUCAAACAGAUUGACCCCUGUUUUGUCGUUGAUAAAGAGGCCCCUCAGAACACCCAAAGCGACCCUUGUGCUGAUAUCCGAAACCUCUUUCACAUCAUGACGCAGCAGUGUCUGGAAGACGGUUAUGAAAUCAAUGAUUCCAAGAUCCCGUACAGUUCCUGCUUUUACCACGGAUCGUCCGGCUCCCCGGUGUUUGAUGAAUACUGCAAACUGAUUGGUGUUCACACUGGGGGAUAUAAUUACCAAGAACAAGGAUUGAAAAAAGUGAGUGUUGAGUAUGCGCUGCCAAUAUUCCCCACUCUGGUGGAGAUCUACAAGCAGUGCUUGUUAAAGGAAAGAUCUGACGUCAUUCAGCACUUUGGGUCCCACCAAAACUUAGAACCUGUGGUUAAAAGGGGAAAUGAACUUCUGUUGAACAUAAACAAGAAACAGGGGGCCAUUUAAUAACAUCUUAUUUGUUCAUCUAGAAUUAAAUCAUUGAACAGUGCAAGAAGAUCAGAAGAUUUGGGACUUUUGGAGACAUGUACCUUGAUCACCUGUAUAUUAAAAUGUUCCACACACACCAGCACUAACAGAGAAUGUGUUGCUAAUAAAGAGGAUUUAUUAAUCACAACAACACUGCUGCACCUACUACACUCAUAAUAAAUGACACACUCUACAUAAUUAUAAUUUUCUCAGCAUUAUGUUGCGCAUUAUUAUGUUCAAAUCUUGUAAAGCUCUAUCAUUUUGCUUUGUCUUUUUUCCUUUUUCUACUUUAAAUUGCUUGUAUUUUCUAAUCAUAAUUUAAAUUUCUACUUUAAUCUUAAAUAUUCUACAAAUUGUACAUGUAAAAAAAAACCUUUAUAUUCCAGAUUUAUAUGUGACUGAGCAGUCACAAAAUCAUUGCCAGUUCUCUGUAUGAAUAUGUAUGUGAUGAAUAAAUGUAUAGAGCUGAAAUGUCAAUAAAACAG
Molecule: messenger RNA, 2378 nt
Organism: Trichomycterus rosablanca
Lineage: Eukaryota; Metazoa; Chordata; Actinopteri; Siluriformes; Trichomycteridae
Product: serine protease FAM111A
Exons: 3
Coding region: 55-1872 (605 amino acids)
Biological process (GO): DNA replication
Cellular component (GO): nucleus; chromatin
Source: RefSeq, a predicted model, not a curated record